This is a messenger RNA of Ramularia collo-cygni, 771 nucleotides long. RefSeq names its product related to cgi-94 protein. Gene Ontology annotation, cellular component: nucleolus; small-subunit processome. The transcript has a single exon. NCBI's taxonomy places the organism in Eukaryota, Fungi, Ascomycota, Dothideomycetes, Mycosphaerellales, Mycosphaerellaceae. The record is from RefSeq and is a predicted model, not a curated record. Gene Ontology annotation, biological process: rRNA processing. Bases 1 to 771 code for a protein of 256 amino acids.
AUGUCGUCCCUCCGCAACGCCGUCCAGCGACGCAACCACAAAGAACGCGCCCAACCAACCGAACGAGCAAAAUGGGGUCUCCUCGAAAAGCGCAAAGACUACAAACUCCGCGCCGCCGACCACAAGUCCAAAACCAAGAAAAUCGCCGCCCUGAAAUCCAAAGCCUCGGAGCGGAAUGAAGAUGAAUUUUACUUUGGAAUGAUGAGCAAUUCCACCAAAAAUGGGGUCAAGAUUGCGAAAAAAGGGCAGGAGAAUGGUGGGGGUCAGGCGUUGGAUGUGGAUGUGGUGAGGUUGAUGAAGACGCAGGAUCAGGGGUAUUUGAGGACUGCGUUGCAGAGGUGUCGGAGGGAGAUUGCACGGGUGGAGGAACGGGUUGUGGUUGGACGGGUUGGGGUUGAUGUUGAGGGAGUUGGGCGGGGGAAGGUGGUUUUUGGGGAGGAUGGGGAGGAGUUUGCUGUGCGAGGUUCUGGGAAGGAGGUUGAUGGGGAUGUUGAUGUUGAUUUUGAUAUGGAUUUCUCGGACGAGGAGAGUGGAGAGGAAGGGGAGGAUGUCGAGGAGGAGAAUCUGACGCCCGAGGAGAAGUUGGCCAGGAGUAGGAAGCAGCAUGCGUUGGAUGUCAAGCGGAGGAAAUUGGAGGCGUUGAGGGAGCAGGAGGAGAAGUUGAGUGCUGCAUUGGAAGCGCUGGAACAUCAACGGGCGAAGAUGAAUCAUACCAUAGGCGGCACGAACAAGGCGGGAGUCAAGUUCAAGACCAGAGAGCGAAAGAGAUGA